Messenger RNA from Myripristis murdjan (pinecone soldierfish), 2658 nucleotides. RefSeq names its product bone morphogenetic protein 8a (gene bmp8a). Bases 1169 to 2596 code for a protein of 475 amino acids. Lineage: Eukaryota; Metazoa; Chordata; Actinopteri; Holocentriformes; Holocentridae. The record is from RefSeq and is a predicted model, not a curated record. Gene Ontology annotation, cellular component: extracellular region. The transcript is spliced from 7 exons. Gene Ontology annotation, molecular function: cytokine activity; growth factor activity.
AGGAGAGGCAGAGGCUGUGUGGGACACUCCCUCCUGGUUAUGGUCUCUUACGCACUCCAAACUUGAUUUAGAGGUGGGACACAUUCAAAGGGCACACACACACACACACACACACAACCAGCUCACAGCUCUUUCCAGCAGAUGCUCAAACCCUCCCAACAGACGCUGAUUGUCUGUAGAUCAGCUGCCACAGGGUUGGGGAUUGUGGAGGAAACAGAACGGAUUAAUAACUGAGGUCGCCUCUCCAAAGGAUUACAGACAGGAAACCGUUUCCUUGAGAAAUCUUUUUUAAAAAAUUGGAUUAAGAAGGACAUCUGGAACCCAAGAGACGUGUGGGUGGGAAACGGUCCUGGAUGGAUGAGUAAGUAACCGAGGGAGAGGUGGGUUACAGCUUCCAGAGGCGGCGGAGACAGCAGAGGUUCCUGAUUGCUCCACAGCGGAUCGGGAUUGGACUCGUGAGAUAUCUGGUUGUUGUUUGCCUGCUGAGCUUUGACUCGCUGCAGGUGUGAACUCACUUUACAGUUUCCUCUCAAAGUCGAAAAGGGACUGCGAGCAAAUCGGAUGAUACAGCUCUUAAAUCUCACUCCUGUCUCUGCAGCACCUGCUCUUAUCUUCGAUUGCUUUUCAUCCUCCAAGUUUACAGCUUCAAAGAGGGGACAGAUUUUCCAGCGGGCCGUUGUUUGUCUGCAUUGAAACACAACAAAAACAGCCCUGCUUGUAAUUAUGCCCCUGCUUUCAUUAUCUCUGUUCCCUCUACGCUACUAGAGGUAAGGGAGAGAGCGUGCAGUGGUGUGUGUGUGUGUUUUUUUUUUUUUUCAGGAUUGGAGAAGGUAGAAGAGGAAGAGAGGAAGGCAAAGGGGGGAGGGAGAGAUAAACAGAGGCAGUUGAAGGCAGUAAACACGUCUCGUCCGUGGCCGGCUCUCCUAAACACAUCAGGCAUAAAUCAACACUGCAUUUCUCUGCGGUGACUCUGUGAGACAGGAGGACCAACAGUCUGGCAGUGAGGGGACAGACGGACUGACAGGCUGGACCCAGAAGGAGACACAACGACUGCUGGUCUGGAAACGCUGAAGAGACUGAAAUCAAGCAACUCGGGCAGCUGAUUUGAGCUUUGGAGAACCAGCGGUGGUUUUCCAGCGCAGGAGAAGAAUAAAGAGCAGCUCAGCUCAUGAGGGAAACCACAGCCAUGGCCUCAGAGAUCUCCUACCGCUCUGAGAACAUGGAAAGUGGCAGCACCUACUCCCGCUGCUGCCUCUGCACAAGGAGCAGCAGCAGCUACAUGCAGCGGCGGCCCGCCUGCUCCUCGGGCCCCCGGCGACCUCUCCUCCACCCCGGCACCCUGCUCCUCCUCCCCCUGCUGCUCUUGCUGUCCCUCUCCCUGUGGAGCCAGCAGGCCGAGGCCGUGGUCCACUCCAGUUUCCGCCGGCUCAGCGGCCGUGAGAAGAAGGAGAUGCAGAGGGAGAUCCUGUCCAUCCUGGGGCUGCCGGGCCGGCCCAGGCCCCACCCGCCGCUCAGACCACCCUCCUCGGCGCCUCUCUUCAUGCUGGACCUCUACCACGCCGUGUCGGCCGAGGGGGACGAGGAGGGCAACGCCGUGCCCGGGAACGGAGCUGGGAUGGGCAAGUUUGGGGCGGCGGACGGGCACGCUGCCCUGCCGACCCUCAGCACGCACACACCGCCGCUCGGGACGGUGGUCAGCGAGGCCGACACGGUGAUGAGCUUCGUUAACCUGGUGGAGCAGGAGCGCGACCUGCUGCAGCCGCGGCCCUACUGGAAGGAGUUUCGCUUCGACCUGACGCCCCUCCCUCAGGGCGAGACGGUGACAGCAGCAGAAUUUCGCAUCUAUAAGACCCUGACCAUGGGCCAGAGGGCCAACCGCACCCUGCACAUCUCCGUCUACGAGAUCCAGCGAGAGAACAGACACAGAGAGCCGGAGCUGGUGCUGCUGGACAUGCAGUCGCUGCCCGCAGGACAGGAGGGCUGGCUGGCCUUCGACGUCACCUCGGCCUCCAACCGCUGGCUCCUGCACCCCCGCAGCAACCUGGGCAUCCGCCUCUACGUGGAGACCGAGGAGGACCGCUCCUUGUCUGCGGGCUGGAUCGGUCUGGUGGGACGCAGGGGGCCUCGCUCCAAACAGCCCUUCAUGGUGACCUUCUUCCGGGCCAGCCAGGCGCCGUGUCGCCCGCCCCGCGCCCUCAAGCCGCACCCCCGCAAGAAGAAACCCAAAUACGACCUCCCUGUGCCCAGCAUUCACGACCACAGUCAUGCAAACAGCGGGCGCCAGGCGUGUAAAAAGCACGAGCUCUACGUCAGCUUCAGUGACCUGGGAUGGAAGGACUGGGUUCUGGCUCCCACCGGCUACUCAGCCUACUACUGUGACGGAGAGUGUCUGUACCCGCUGGGCUCCUGCAUGAACGCCACCAACCACGCCCUCAUCCAGCAGGUGGUCCACCUCCUGAAGCCUGACGAGGUCCCCAAGGCGUGCUGCGCCCCCACCAAGCUCAGCCCCAUCUCCGUGCUCUUCUACGACGACAACAACAACGUCAUCCUCAAGAAGCACCGCAACAUGGUGGUGAAGACCUGCGGCUGUCUAUGAUGGGCGGCUGGGCGACUUCAGCGGCCGGGGCGCGGACUCAAGUCCGGUCCAGGAACAAACAA